AUGUAAACGUUAGUCGUUCCACCAAAUUAGACACUUGUACCUCCUUCAUGCACUUGUGCGUGCAAAUAGCUUACACACACGUGAACCUGCCGGCUUCGCAGAGCAAGCACUUCAAGAUAAAAGUUUAUUGAAAGCUGCUUUAAGCAUACUGUUUAUAAUCUAGCUCUAGAGUCACUUUGAGGCGGUAUGAUGCCACCGUUAUUGUCAAUAGAAUGGACUCAGGUUUAUGUAUAUAUAGUACAAUAACUUGAAGCAAGAUAGACAAACUGGAAAAACACAACACGAAGAAAAGGAAAAAAUGGCUAUCUAUAAGGCUGCAGUGUUUUCAGCAGCGAUCGCCAUUCUGCUGUCAAGUGUCAUGGGAACGCCGCUAGUGGAUUCCAAAUCAUCACUAAAUGAAAUUGGUAAUUUUGAAAUGGUUAAAAAGGAUAUCAGAAUAGUGAAGGGACAAGAUCAAAAGGGAUUUUUCAUGGAGCAGCACGUCAAUAGGCCGACACAUCGGGUGCUAAGAGCGCCAUCAAACUUGUUCUUGUCGCAAAUCCGUCCGAAAUUUCCCAACCAUAUUCCUCCGUGCGCAACAACAGAGCAAACCCUGGACCCGGCAAACUACUUCAACACACCUCACACGUUCGUCCCCGACAGCUACAACAGAGUGGAGUGCAGCGGUCGUGUUGGCGCGCGGGGCCUCCCUGAGUGCGUGUAUGGCAUCAUGGAUUGCGUUACCGUAUACAAGGACUUGCACUUUAUACGAAAGCCUAGCCACGACUGUAGCACGUGGUACGAUGACGUCAUCCCUAAUGUACCAUCUGGAUGUAUGUGCAUGUGGCCUAAUUAAAUUAAGGAAAUAGAAAAAGAUAAGGAAAAUGACUAUGUUUAAGAGAGCUUUUGUAUUUGUUAUUGCCCCACCUUAACUAUUUAUUUUGUAACUUAAUCCUCAGCUUGAAAUAAAGUAUGGAGUCAUAA
Nematostella vectensis (starlet sea anemone) is the source of this 963-nucleotide messenger RNA. RefSeq lists its product as uncharacterized. The record is from RefSeq and is a predicted model, not a curated record. The transcript is spliced from 3 exons. NCBI's taxonomy places the organism in Eukaryota, Metazoa, Cnidaria, Anthozoa, Actiniaria, Edwardsiidae. The coding region runs from base 299 to 835 and encodes 178 amino acids.